AUGAAGUCACCCGUCCACUUCAUCCUCCUCCUCCUCAUCUUCCUCCUCCUCACCCUCCCCGCCCUCGCCAACGACAACUGCAACGACUGCAGCAAAAACGGCGCCGAGCACUGCGCUCCAAGCGGCGGCAACCUCCUCGUCUGCAAGAACCACUGCUGGCAGCCCAAAUGGUCGUGCCGCAAAGGCGACCAGUGCAUUAUGAAACCCGGUCCCACAUGCGUUGCCAAUGGCAAAAUCUGCGAGAUCUGGAGUGGAGGAAGGGAUGAGGGAGUGUGCUAA
Molecule: messenger RNA, 279 nt
Organism: Alternaria conjuncta
Lineage: Eukaryota; Fungi; Ascomycota; Dothideomycetes; Pleosporales; Pleosporaceae
Exons: 2
Coding region: 1-279 (92 amino acids)
Source: RefSeq, a predicted model, not a curated record